UUGUAACCUAAAAAGUUACAGUUGUAACCUAAAAAGUUGCUGUUUUGAGAACGCUUUUGAAAAGACAAAUAUAUAAUAAUGGAUUUGCUCGUGGAUCUUAUUUUUGAAUCUGAUGAUGAUAUUGAAGAUAAUGAUGAAUUUGUCGAAAGAAGACCCUAUGUAAUAAGAAAUAAACCGAACAAUUUUCAAGUGUGGGAUGACAAAGAAUUUUUCAAUCGAUUUCGUUUGAAAAAGGAUACAGUACUUGAAUUGUUGCAUGCAAUUGAAGACCGACUGAUAAUACUCCGGAACAAGUCAAGAUCAUUGACACCGAUCAAUCAGUUGUUGUUAACGUUGAGAUUUUAUGCCACGGGCAAUUUUCUGCGUGCCUGCGGUGAUUUUAGUGGAGUAAGCAUUAGUACAGCUUCCCGAGUCAUCGCGAAAGUAUUCAUGGCCAUAGCUUCGUUAUCAGCAACAAUGAUCAAUAUGCCUCAAUCUAAUGUGGAAAUUCGUACAACGCAACAGGCAUUUUAUGAUAUGUACAAAUUUCCAAGGGAGGUGAACACGCAGAAGAGUUUAGAAAUCGAAAAGGAUUCUUUUCUCUUAAUACCCAAGUUGUUUGCGAUCACAAUAUGAGAAUUAUUGACGUUGUGGCUAGGUGGCCGGGUUCUGUUCAUGAUGCUACAAUCUUUCAACAUAGUCGACUACGCCGAAGAUUAGAAGAAGGCGAGUUUCGUCCGGGAAUAUUAUUUGGAGAUAGUGGAUAUCCAAUCAAGAAAUAUCUUCUUACUCCUUUUUUGCAUCCAACUACUGCAGCAGAAAAUAGUUACAACAGUGCUCACAUACGAACGAGGAAUAUUGUUGAACGGGUAUUUGGAGUUUGGAAGCGUCGAUUUCCAGUUUUAAGUUUAGGUAUGAGAGUUAAAAUAAGGACUGUGCAAGACAUCAUCGUAGCUACAGCAGUUCUACACAACAUAGCCAGAAAUAAAAACGAAGAACCUCCUGCAUAUGUAGAUUUACCUGACGAGAAAAUUGGAAAUGGCAACUGGAAUCAACGGGAAGUUCAAGUGGGAGAUAAUAAUG
Molecule: messenger RNA, 1062 nt
Organism: Temnothorax curvispinosus
Lineage: Eukaryota; Metazoa; Arthropoda; Insecta; Hymenoptera; Formicidae
Product: putative nuclease HARBI1
Exons: 3
Coding region: 79-615 (178 amino acids)
Source: RefSeq, a predicted model, not a curated record